This is a messenger RNA of Aricia agestis (brown argus), 876 nucleotides long. RefSeq lists its product as uncharacterized. The coding region runs from base 70 to 858 and encodes 262 amino acids. The record is from RefSeq and is a predicted model, not a curated record. Lineage: Eukaryota; Metazoa; Arthropoda; Insecta; Lepidoptera; Lycaenidae. The transcript has 7 exons.
CAAGGAUAACGCCAAUUAGUUAUUGCGAGCGAGUUAACGGAAUAUGCUUUGGUUUAUUAAGUAAAGAAUAUGCUUCAAUAUACUUUCAUAAAAAUGAAAAGUUCUUCAAUAAUAUUUGUCCUCAUCCUUACAGUUCAAGUAGUUUUUGCGCGGCGACCUACCUUACAUCCUAUUUUAGUAGCACGAUCAUCGUCAGACUGGAUGCCGAGUAGGAUAAAUUCACUAUACUCUGAUGUUGGUGCGUGGAGUGGCAAAUUCAGACCUGUGAUGGACGAAAUAGAAUCAGAUGAAGCCUUGCGAUUUUAUCAAUUUCUAAAUUAUCUAGAUGGUGGAAGUUUCGGCACAGGACCCAUUGACGAAUUUGUAGACGCUAUGUAUAGAUUGUCUAAUUAUAUGAAACAACAAAAUAGUAGAGAAACACAAGCAAGAGGUAUGAGGGAGUUAGAAGCAAUUAACGGCGAAAAAGGUAAUAGCAUUAAAACUGUGUUAGAAGUGAGCACCGUGAUAUUGAGAAAGAAGCGAAAGUUCUUUUGUACUGGAGAAGUCAAAGAGCCUAUUGUGAAUAACAAAAUUAUUUGCAAGGAUAGAAUUUUACUUCCCAUAGCAGGCAGUUCCUGUCGGGACGCUAUUAUGUAUUGGCACCCUGGUUUAACAGAAGAACAUUACUGUGUUGGCGCAUUAGAAUCAAAAAGUCCCGUACAUAUUAUGGAUGUCGAGGGUGAAAUGUUUUGUAAGGGAGAUGACUAUUCAAAACGGGAAUAUCUUCUAGCAUGCGAUUUCUACGAAGAUCAAGAAUCACCAGUAGCAGAUUUGCUACAGUAUUACCCGGAUCCAGAACCUGAAGUGAAAAUAUCAUAAAAUUAAAUGUUCCGUUUA